This is a messenger RNA of Tripterygium wilfordii, 1524 nucleotides long. RefSeq names its product serine/threonine-protein kinase STY13-like. Lineage: Eukaryota; Viridiplantae; Streptophyta; Magnoliopsida; Celastrales; Celastraceae. The transcript has 7 exons. The record is from RefSeq and is a predicted model, not a curated record. Gene Ontology annotation, biological process: protein phosphorylation. Gene Ontology annotation, cellular component: plasma membrane. Bases 1 to 1161 code for a protein of 386 amino acids. Gene Ontology annotation, molecular function: protein kinase activity; ATP binding.
AUGGCAGAGAGACGGUGGUGGGUCAGAAACACACGUCGUGUUGGGGCAGAAUCCGAGAAGAGUGAAGGAGGUGGGUAUGUGAGGGCAGAUCAAAUAGAUCUGAAGAGCUUAGAUGAGCAGCUGCCGAGGCAUCUUAGCAGGGCAUGGACCAUGGAGAAGAGCAAGGACAAGAGAGAAGAAGGAGAAGCAGAAUGGCGACCUACAAAUGCUGCGACUAGGCAAGAGUGGGAGAUUGACCCUGCCAAGCUCAUUGUCAAAACUGUCAUUGCUCGUGGCACCUUUGGCACCGUUCACCGUGGCGUUUAUGGUGGCCAAGAUGUCGCCGUUAAACUUCUAGACUGGGGGGAAGAAGGCCACCGGUCAGAGGCUGAACUAGCUUCACUUAGAACAGCUUUUACCCAAGAAGUUGCUGUCUGGCACAAACUUGAUCAUCCUAAUGUAACUAAGUUUAUUGGGGCGACCAUGGGCUCAUCAGAUCUACACAUACAAACAGAAAAUGGUCAUGUUGGCAUGCCGAGUAACAUGUGCUGGGUUGUUGUUGAAUACUGUCCGGGAAGUGCUCUCAAAUCCUACCUUAUAAAAAACAGGAGAAAGAAGCUGGCUUUUAAAGUAGUUGUUCAACUGGCACUAGAUCUUGCACGGGGGUUGAGCUAUCUCCAUUCCAAGAAGAUUGUCCACAGAGAUGUCAAAACAGAAAACAUUCUUCUGGACAAACAACGUAAUGUAAAAAUGGCUGACUUCGGUGUUGCUCGGCUCGAAGCUUCUAAUCCUCAUGACAUGACAGGAGAGACAGGAACGCUUGGAUAUAUGGCACCCGAGGUUCUUAAUGGAAACCCGUAUAAUAGAAAGUGUGAUGUGUAUAGUUUUGGUAUUUGCUUGUGGGAGAUAUACUGCUGUGACAUGCCGUAUCCUGAUCUUACGUUCUCGGAAGUGACGUCAGCUGUCGUCCGCCAGAAUCUAAGGCCAGAAAUACCUCGUUGUUGCCCGAGCUCUCUUGCAAAUGUGACGAAAAGAUGCUGGGACGCAAACCCAGACAAGCGGCCUGAAAUGGACGAGGUGGUAUCCCUGUUGGAGGCAAUUGAUACAUCCAAGGGUGGAGGUAUGAUACCCGGUGAUCAGACUCAAGGUUGCUUCUGUUUUAGCCGGCACAGAGGACCUUGAAAGAAUCUCACUCGACCGAAGUGCCGCUCAGAUAGAAGACUGUGAGUUGUGAAGCCCAUUUUGUAUUUAAUUCAUUGAAGACAUUGGGAUGUUAGAGCUGAGGCAUUCAAAACUGGAGGCUACAUGCCAAGAGAAACCUUGCAGAACCUUGUUUUGGUUUCGUUAUAGGUCAUGCCUUGUGUAAAGCUUUCUCUUCUUUUCUUGUCCCUGCUUUGUUUUGAAAGAAUUAUGCAUCUGGUUGCCGGGUUUGGAGAGGGGACAUGUUCGUCCUGUACCCAUUAGGCAAACUCUUACCCGUCCCAGCUAAGGAUAUCUAAAAUAUUCGUUGGAUAUUUGAAUCUUCAUCCCAUUCCGUAUCCGUUG